Molecule: messenger RNA, 914 nt
Organism: Gigantopelta aegis
Lineage: Eukaryota; Metazoa; Mollusca; Gastropoda; Neomphalida; Peltospiridae
Product: caveolin-1-like
Exons: 3
Coding region: 1-447 (148 amino acids)
Biological process (GO): caveola assembly
Cellular component (GO): caveola
Molecular function (GO): molecular adaptor activity
Source: RefSeq, a predicted model, not a curated record
AUGGAGAGCUACUCGGACAUUCCCAUAUACAUAUUCAUUCAUACAUUACGUCAUACUUUUAACUACUUUUCUUCUAAUGCUAAAUUCCUCAAUUUACAGGUGACAUUUGACGAAAUAUUUGCCGAACCUCACCCUACAGUGUUUUCCUUCGACAAGGUGUGGAUCCUCAGUUAUAAGGUAUUCACCAACACGAAACUGUGGACGUACCGAAUCAUCACUCUCCUCCUGUCUAUCCCCCUCUCGGCGGUGUGGGGGGUGUACUUUGCCUGCCUCGCCUUCUGCACCAUCUGGUGUUGUCGCCCGUGCAUCAAGUCGUACGACAUCGAGCUCUCCUGUCUUCGGGGAUUCUGGGAAAUCUUACUGUCGACAUUUUACAGGCCCUGUUUCGAGUCAAUCGGCUACUGUUUCUACAACAUUCGCAUUCGAACGAUAAAGGAAACUGUGUAGCGAGACCCUCAAUCGAAGUUCUUCAUCGAUUAACUCUUAACCUUUAUGUAUUGUGGUGUACGAAAUAUUACGUAUAUUUUUUAUCCUUGUGUUUAGAACUACUAUUCAACUUUAGUCGUAUUUUAAAAUAAUACUGUAAAUGUUCAAAUAAUUGCAUGGAGGUAAUGCCUGUUUUGCCAACUGAAUAUUUUAAAAGUUAAUUUCAGUAGUCUCCAGACUCUUGUUUCAGCCGAGGUGUUACGAAUGGGUCCGAUAUGGUGCUGAGGUAUUACGAAUAGGUCCAACAUGUACCUUAGAAUUAUUCCGAAAGAUUAAUUUCCGAAAACAACUGUCUGAGUGUUGUUUGAGCUUAUACUGGCAGCAUAAGAUAACCAUGUUAGGGUUGUGUAUUCUGUAAUCAUUUGUCAUAUUAUAUGUACAUUUUGUUUUUACUACAUAUAAAUUAUCUUCAUUUUUAUUUUCAGAGA